AUGGGCAAAGUCCGUUUCCCAAAGUCCAUGCACGCACGGCCAAACAUCGACAAGUCAAAGUUCUGUCGUUUCCACAAAGGCCACGGGCAUAACACCAAAGACUGCAUCCACCUAAAGGAAGCGAUAGAAAUAUUGAUCCGAGAAGGACACCUGAAGCAGUACGCAAAGAAACAAGAGGCCACCAAGGAAGCCAAACCGGUCGUCAAGGAGAAGCUAGCAGAAGACACGCCCGCCAUGCAGGCGGCCAUGAGUAUCACCAGACCGGAGGACUUUUACCUCCCCGACUGGGCUAGGGUGUCUUCCACCCCCUCUUCUCACAACCCGUGGGAAUUCUUUCCUUCCGCCAUGGUCAUCUCCGAAGGAGGGUUCAGCAAACUCAUUGUCGGAUCCGUAAAAUUGAAGUUCGAUGAGCUAAUUUCAGCGAAUUCGAAAAAAUCCGCUACUCUCGACUUCUCCAAGGGAAGCUCCUCCCCUAUAGCGUUCUACCGGGAAGAACUGUCGGGCGGUGCACCCAAAGUGACCAUCCCUCUCCUCAUCCGAGCGCGAAUGGCCAACUUUGACGUACGCCGCAUUUUGGUCGACCAAGGAAGCUCGGUGGACAUUAUGUACUCCCAGCUAUUCAAACCACUGCAACUAAACAACAGCCAUCUCACCCCCUACGUGGGGAUUCGUUGA
Vicia villosa (hairy vetch) is the source of this 675-nucleotide messenger RNA. RefSeq lists its product as uncharacterized. Lineage: Eukaryota; Viridiplantae; Streptophyta; Magnoliopsida; Fabales; Fabaceae. The transcript has a single exon. The coding region runs from base 1 to 675 and encodes 224 amino acids. The record is from RefSeq and is a predicted model, not a curated record.